CAUCAUGGGCUAGGGAACAGUGAGCAGCCAGUGAAGCAUCCAGCCUGCCGAACAAGCUUGCUUUUAGGGUCAGGAACUGGUCUGACAGGAGAAUGGCAGUCCUGCCUUUAAACUGUCACUAGGACUUUUACGGCUGACGAUGAAUCCAGCAGGACUCCAGAUCCACAGGAGAAAGCCCGCGCAAGAGAAUGUGAAGAGAUAUAUUUCAGGACAUUGUGAGUGUUGCUAAAAAUGUCUGAUAGUGUCGAUAUUGAAGAGAAACCACCAGCCCCCCCCUUGAGAAUGAACAGUAGUUCCCGAGAUUCUUCAUCGCUGAACCACGCAUCCAAACCGCUACCAAUGGCUCCCGAGGAGAAAAACAAGAAAGUCCGCCUGCGCUCCAUCUUUCCUGGAGGAGAUAAGACGAAUAAGAAGAAGGAGAAGGAACGUCCGGAGAUAUCCCUGCCCUCAGACUUUGAACACACCAUUCACGUUGGCUUUGAUGCUGUAACAGGAGAAUUCACAGGUAUCCCAGAGCAAUGGGCCCGCCUCCUGCAAACCUCCAACAUCACCAAGCUGGAGCAGAAGAAGAACCCACAAGCUGUCAUAGAUGUCCUGAAGUUCUACGACUCCAAAGAGACCGUCAACAACCAGAAGUACAUGAGCUUCACUUCUGGAGACAAGACAGCACAUGGCUACAUAGCAGCAAACACUUUGAACCGACUGCUGUCUUCUGGGCCUCCUGUCAGCCUUAGAACCUGCAGCGCAUUAUUUGACAAGGGUGCAAAAACGUCAUCGUCGACAGAUCCGCCGAUCGCUCCGCCGGUGUCUGAAGAGGAAGAUGAGGAGGAAGAGGAAGAGGAGGAGGAGGAAGAGGAGGAAGAAGACGACGAUGAGUUGCCACCAGUCAUCGCUCCACGACCUGAACAUACCAAAUCUAUCUACACACGCUCUGUCAUGGACCCACCAAAGCCCCCCAGCCCGGUGAAGGAGGUGGUGACUCCCCCAGAGUCACAGGUGCAGCCAGAGAAUACCUCCAACACCAUGUACCGCAACACUGACCGGCAGAGGAAGAAGUCCAAGAUGACCGAUGAGGAAAUCCUGGAGAAACUCAACUCAGGAAGUAUUGUGAGCGUGGGAGAUCCCAAAAAGAAGUACACGCGCUUCGAGAAAAUAGGACAAGGAGCGUCUGGCACUGUUUACACCGCCAUCGACAUAGCAACUGGCCAAGAGGUGGCCAUCAAGCAGAUGAAUCUGCAGCAGCAACCCAAGAAAGAACUGAUCAUAAAUGAGAUCUUGGUGAUGAGGGAAAACAAAAACUCCAACAUCGUCAACUACCUGGACAGCUACUUGGUAGGGGAUGAGCUGUGGGUGGUGAUGGAGUAUUUGGCAGGAGGCUCUUUGACAGAUGUGGUGACGGAGACCUGCAUGGACGAGGGCCAGAUUGCUGCAGUCUGCAGAGAGUGUCUCCAAGCGCUAGACUUUUUACACUCCAACCAGGUGAUCCACAGAGACAUAAAAAGUGACAACAUUCUCUUAGGCAUGGAUGGAUCCGUCAAGCUCACCGACUUCGGCUUUUGCGCUCAGAUCACUCCGGAGCAGAACAAGCGCAGCACAAUGGUAGGAACGCCGUACUGGAUGGCGCCAGAGGUGGUGACUCGGAAAGCUUAUGGCCCAAAAGUGGAUAUUUGGUCUCUAGGGAUCAUGGCCAUAGAAAUGGUGGAGGGAGAACCGCCUUACCUGAAUGAGAAUCCACUCAGGGCACUUUACUUGAUUGCAACCAACGGGACCCCCGAGCUGCAGAACCCUGAAAGGCUGUCGUCGGUCUUCAGAGACUUCCUCAACCGCUGUCUGGAGAUGGAUGUGGACCGCAGAGGCUCUGCCAAGGAUUUGCUUCAGCACUCCUUCCUCAAACUGGCGAAGCCUCUCUCCAGCCUGACGCCUCUAAUUUUAGCUGCGAAGGAAGCCAUCAAGAACAGCAGUCGUUAAGGGCUGGCUCCCUGUUCGCGCCCGCGGCUGAAGCCCUGCCUGGGAUGUGCCGGCUCAUAGCAGCAGGAGUUUUGAGAGUAGGGACAGCACAAGGGGGGGAGGUGUGUGACUUACAAAGACAGCACAAGGACAGAAAACCUCCCCAGGCCUCAGACGGAGGACUGACAUCCGGCCUUUGCAGCCUCUAGGUUUGUGCUGCGGGAAGAAAAAAAACAAAAAGACCUUAUCUCCUCGUUUCUCUGUCCAGCACUCUGUACAUGUAGAGCAGUUCAUCACAAGUGUGUGUGAGGGAGUGUGUGUUUGUUUGCACUUCUGUUUGUGUUGCAUCUUUCUGCACAGUAGUUGGACAAUAAAAUACAAAAAAAAUGUAAGAACAGAGGAUCAUUCACAGAAAAACCCUGCAGGAGUGAAGCAAAUACAAAGAUGCCGGCCUGUGCAGCUUUAGGAUUGGUUCCUUUCCUCCGGUCCCUCCAUGGAGCAUGAUCCGGCCGCACCUGAACCUGCAGCAACCAGCUGACGUGGAAUAGCGCCCCCUAAAGCCCAGCGUUUGCCUGCAUGACCAUGGCUCUGUGGACAAAUCUGCAAACACUGUCACAUCAUAAGGUGGCAUAUCUGUGUGUUUUACUGUGUACAUAUGUGAGCGAGUGUGUUGAAAGUCAAUUGACAUGAUCAAUUACAGCCUAAACUCCCUUCUAGGAUCCAUUUCAUAUCUCUCAGGAGGUGUAGAUCGAAAAAAUUGAUCCUCGUCAUCAAAUCUCAGGACAAUUACCUGCAGUUGUCCCUAAAACAGACUGUACAAAAGUAUUCAAUGUGAUUAUCACCUAUUAUAUAAUUUAUAAUCCAUAUUUAUAUCAGAUAAAUCACUCAAGAUAAAAGCAUCUACAAAUUUUUCUGUUUGUGUAAAGCAAACAGAACUGGAUGAGCAAUUUCGAUUUUUUUUCAUUGUGUGUGAUUAGUGAAUUUAAAGUAACAGAAGAAAAAAAACUCAAAAGCAAUGCAUUGAUGAGGUGCUGCUACAUAAACUGACAACAAACUUGAACUCCCUCCUCCCUAAAGAAAGGUUUUGAACAUAAGACGGCCUAAUUUAAAGAGUCGGGAGGAGAAGUGGAUUUCAUCCCGCUCUCCUGGAGGUGUUCGGAUAAGUUGCUGCCUUCUCAGGUGGAAACGCUCAGGCUCUGACCGCCACCUGUCCCCAUCUACCAAACAUGCUGUUAACGAUGCUGCUCGUGCUUUAGUUUUUCUUGUCUUAUAGGAGUUGUUUGUCUUAGAGUUUUUACAUGAGGAGUAGCUUUUUGGAAAGCAGUUGUAUCCACUGAGCGAGUGCCAUUCCAUGAUUGUACCAUUACUCCCCCGGAGGUUUACGGUUUUCCGACAUUCCUUGCAUUCCUGGUUUAGACUCCAUUCUUGUACGCAGGUGGUCUUUGUCAUCCAUCCCCAACUUGUAGCCUAACUCUGUUGCUUGAGUGUGCGCGUUAGGGGGCUACCUCAAGUCUGCAAAACAAAACGCCUCACUAGAGCAUUCCACCUUAACGCCGAGGUGCAGGGUAGCUGCUUUGGUCACAUUGUACCUCUUUUUACAGCAGCUGUGCAAAAGAAAAGGGGUGCAACAGAUUUCAUGCAUGUAAAAAAAUAUACACUGUUACUCCAGAUAGGUUAAGAUUGUUAGGCAAUGUAUGUAUGUACUGUAUAUACAACAGGAAACCCCUCCUUUUUCCAGAACUGUGUAUUGACAAUAUUAAGGUUGCUAUAUAGUAUGUAAUAAAUGUUUUGCACCCUGGAAAUGGAAAAGAGAGGAAUACACACCCCCCAGCUUCUGCACUUCUGGAUCCUCCUUUUUUGUUCUGGACUUCCUCCGUCAUCCGAACCGAGAUGCAUCAGGCUGUGCGCGGGCCCACACAGCCUGAAGAACCACUGCUGUCCUGUGAUGCUUCAUACGUGCACGGCAGGUGUAUGUGGCCUGCUGGGGGACAACUGGCCCCCGAACCCAUGUACAGAAACUUAUGAGCACAAAAGGUGAAGUUUGGGAUGAGACACACGACUGACGUGCCCCCCCCCCUCCCUCUUUCUGUGGUUGCUCCUGUACAUUCUUCUGUUAUGAAUGUGUAAACCUGUACACGUGGUGUUAAAAUUCUUCUAUUAAUGUCUAUCAAGAGAAUGGAACAAAGACGGUUACUUUUUAAAUUAUUACCUUUAUUAUUAUUAUUAUGAUUAUAACUCUUAUUCUUGUCUAGCUUUGUAAAACUGCUGAUCCAUCUGACAUACCUCAGCAGCCACCCCCCACCCCCACCCCCCCAUCCCACCCCAUCUUUAAAAAGAGGACAAAUGAGUGACGGGGAAGUGAGGUUUUGGAUAAACUAUUUUUAAUUGUGUUUGAAGCAAUAGACUUUUUGAACUUUGAAUUGUGCAUGGCUGUGUCUUGAGUGUUAAAAAACAAUAAAAAAUAAAUAAAAACA
This is a messenger RNA of Oryzias melastigma (Indian medaka), 4421 nucleotides long. RefSeq names its product serine/threonine-protein kinase PAK 3. Lineage: Eukaryota; Metazoa; Chordata; Actinopteri; Beloniformes; Adrianichthyidae. Gene Ontology annotation, cellular component: cytoplasm. The transcript is spliced from 16 exons. The record is from RefSeq and is a predicted model, not a curated record. Bases 232 to 1968 code for a protein of 578 amino acids. Gene Ontology annotation, biological process: regulation of MAPK cascade; regulation of axonogenesis; regulation of actin cytoskeleton organization. Gene Ontology annotation, molecular function: ATP binding; protein serine/threonine kinase activity.